UGAGGAUUUUACUCUUCUUCUACAGACGAACGCCCGACCCACUCACCUCUCUCUUUUAAUACAUUUCUUUUAUUAUUUAUAUUCAUAUUUUGUUAUUAGCGCAAUAGUACAAUUAUUUUAAUUUUUCUUUUUCUUUCAUUUUCUCUUCCAAAUACAAAACGCACCACUGUGGUGGUUGUUUUCUAGUGGUACGAUUGUGGGUGUGUGACUUUUUCACUUUAGUCUAUAACAACAGAGGCUGCAGAGCAGUUUUCCGAUAGCGGUUUUGAGUUAUUAUCAUGGUUAGGAAGAGGAGAACUGAACUUCCCACUGCCAGCAGUGGGGAGAGCUCGGAGUCCACUCAGGAAGCUAGUGGAGCUAGUGGAGGUAGUGGAGGAGGCCGAGGUUCUCAGCAGCCUGCAGCAACACCACAACAAGGAGCUACUGGGAUGGGAUUUCAAGGGGGUAGAGGUUGGGCUCCUCAAUCACAACAAAGCGGGCGCGGUGGGUAUGCAGGUGGCCGGGGUCCUCAGCGUGGUGGAAUGGCUCCACAACAGCAAUACACUGUCCCGACUGAAUAUCAAGGUCGGGGUCGUGGAGGAGGAGCACCACCUCAGCAACCUCCUGCAGCAGCUGCUGCUUAUGAGUCUGGAAGCAGAAGCCGAGCUCGUGUGGGUGGUGGCCGUGGGGUAGAGCCAGUGUCUUCUGGUGGCCCUCCUUCUAAGCCGUUAAGUUCCGAUCUGCACCAAGCUACGCAGGCGAGUUAUGCAGCCGGGGGAACUCCUCAUCGCGUUCCCUCUGAAGCCAGUUCAUCACGUCAGGCUGCUGAGUCUUUGACACAGCAGCUACAGAAGGUUUCUAUCCAGCAGGAGGUGCCUCCCAGCCAGGCAAUUCAGCCUGUCGCUCCCUCCAGCAAAUCAAUGAGGUUUCCUCUUCGACCAGGCAAGGGAGUUACUGGUAAGAAGUGUAUAGUCAAGGCUAAUCACUUCUUUGCUGAACUUCCAGAUAAAGAUUUACACCAGUAUGAUGUGUCAAUUAAUCCGGAGGUUACAUCAAGGGGGGUGAACCGUGCUGUGAUGGAACAGCUGGUGAAAUUGUACCGGGAGUCACAUCUUGGAAAGCGACUCCCUGCCUACGAUGGAAGGAAAAGUCUGUAUACUGCUGGGCCGCUUCCUUUCAUUUCAAAAGAGUUUAUGAUAACUCUCAUAGAUGAAGAUGAUGGAACAGGCGCCCCCAGGAGAGAGAGGGAAUUCAAAGUUGUGAUCAAACUGGCUGCACGUGCUGAUCUACACCAUUUAGGACUGUUCUUACAGGGGAGGCAAGCUGAUGCUCCCCAAGAAGCUCUUCAGGUUCUUGACAUUGUUUUGCGCGAGUUGCCUACAACUAGGUACUGUCCCGUGGGGCGAUCAUUUUAUUCUCCUGAUCUAGGGAGAAGGCAGCCAUUGGGUGAGGGUUUGGAAAGUUGGCGUGGUUUCUAUCAGAGUAUUCGGCCAACUCAGAUGGGACUGUCACUGAAUAUUGAUAUGUCCUCGACUGCUUUUAUUGAGCCAUUGCCUGUCAUUGAUUUUGUGACACAGCUUCUGAAUCGGGAUGUUUCUUCCCGACCAUUAUCUGAUGCUGAUCGUGUAAAGAUUAAGAAGGCUCUCAGAGGAGUCAAAGUUGAAGUUACUCAUCGGGGAAAUAUGCGCAGAAAAUAUCGUAUAUCUGGCUUAACAUCACAAGCAACACGUGAAUUGACUUUUCCUGUUGAUGAUAGAGGAACCAUGAAAUCUGUCGUUGAGUACUUCUAUGAAACAUAUGGGUUUGUCAUUCAGCAUUCUCAAUGGCCUUGUCUGCAAGUGGGAAAUCAACAGAGGCCAAAUUAUUUGCCUAUGGAGGUUUGCAAGAUUGUUGAAGGCCAAAGAUAUUCCAAGAGGUUGAAUGAGAGGCAGAUUACUGCUUUACUGAAGGUGACUUGUCAGCGUCCUCAAGAAAGGGAGCAUGACAUAAUGCAGACGGUUCACCAUAAUGCUUAUCAUGAGGAUCCUUAUGCUAAGGAGUUUGGUAUCAAAAUCAGUGAGAAGCUCGCUUCAGUUGAAGCUCGCAUUUUACCUGCUCCAUGGCUUAAAUACCAUGAUACGGGAAGGGAAAAGGAUUGUCUGCCUCAAGUUGGCCAGUGGAAUAUGAUGAAUAAGAAAAUGGUCAAUGGUGGAACUGUCAACAAUUGGAUUUGCAUAAAUUUUUCACGUGGAGUACAAGAGAGUGUGGCUCGUGGGUUCUGUCAGGAGCUUGCACAAAUGUGUUAUAUUUCUGGCAUGGCAUUUAAUCCGGAACCAGUACUUCCACCAAUUACUGCACGUCCUGAUCAGGUGGAGAGAGUUUUGAAGGCAAGGUUUCAUGAAGCCAUGACCAAACUCCAGCCACAGGGCAAGGAGCUUGAUUUGCUUAUUGUUAUUUUGCCAGAUAAUAAUGGUUCACUCUAUGGUGAUUUGAAACGAAUCUGUGAGACAGAUCUUGGGCUUGUUUCACAGUGUUGCUUACAUAAACAUGUGUAUAGAAUGAGUAAGCAAUAUCUGGCAAAUGUGGCAUUGAAGAUUAAUGUAAAGGUUGGAGGGAGAAAUACGGUGCUUGUUGAUGCAAUAUCAAGGCGCAUACCUCUGGUCAGUGAUCGGCCUACUAUCAUUUUUGGGGCUGAUGUUACCCAUCCUCACCCAGGAGAGGAUUCAAGCCCAUCUAUUGCUGCUGUUGUCGCCUCUCAAGAUUGGCCCGAGAUUACAAAAUAUGCUGGUUUGGUUUGUGCUCAGGCCCAUCGACAGGAGCUCAUCCAAGAUCUUUAUAAGACUUGGCAGGAUCCUGUAAGAGGAACUGUGUCUGGUGGAAUGAUCAAAGAACUGCUUAUAUCUUUCCGUAGAGCAACUGGGCAGAAACCUCAGCGCAUAAUAUUCUAUAGGGAUGGGGUCAGUGAAGGGCAGUUCUAUCAAGUCUUACUAUAUGAACUUGAUGCUAUUCGUAAGGCAUGUGCAUCUUUGGAGCCAAACUAUCAGCCUCCUGUGACAUUUGUUGUGGUUCAGAAACGCCAUCAUACUAGAUUGUUUGCGAACAACCAUAAUGACCGGAAUGCAGUUGACAAGAGUGGGAAUAUAUUACCUGGUACUGUUGUAGAUUCUAAGAUCUGCCAUCCUACUGAGUUUGACUUUUACCUGUGCAGCCAUGCUGGCAUUCAGGGCACAAGCCGACCUGCCCAUUACCAUGUGUUGUGGGAUGAAAACAAGUUCACAGCUGAUGGGCUGCAGUCCCUCACAAACAACCUCUGCUACACAUAUGCUAGGUGCACACGCUCUGUUUCCAUCGUGCCCCCUGCAUACUAUGCUCAUCUGGCUGCUUUCCGAGCACGCUUCUAUAUGGAGCCAGAGACAUCAGAUAGUGGGUCAAUGACAAGCGGUGCUGCUGCUGGUCGUGGGGGCAUGGGUGUUGGAGGACCAGGUCCUCGAAGCACACGGGUAUCAGGUGCUAAUGCAGCCGUUAGACCCCUCCCGGCCCUCAAGGAGAAUGUCAAGAGGGUCAUGUUUUACUGUUAGUUUCUUCUACAUUCAGGAACCAGAAUUUCCAGUUUGGCAUUUAAGGAGCUGCUCAACCUCCAGCUUCAACAGUAUUUGAGGUGGCUUAAUUUCCAGUUUAGUACUUAAAUAUAUAGUAUAUAUAUAUAUAUAAUAUCUACUUGUUAAAACUCCCGGGUUGUCGAAAGCGAUACUCAUGAAAGAUUGUUUGGAUAUAUAUUACAUAAGAUUGUGAUUGGUGUGU
Molecule: messenger RNA, 3759 nt
Organism: Vitis vinifera (wine grape)
Lineage: Eukaryota; Viridiplantae; Streptophyta; Magnoliopsida; Vitales; Vitaceae
Product: protein argonaute 1
Exons: 22
Coding region: 279-3536 (1085 amino acids)
Biological process (GO): regulatory ncRNA-mediated post-transcriptional gene silencing
Cellular component (GO): cytoplasm
Molecular function (GO): protein binding; RNA binding
Source: RefSeq, a predicted model, not a curated record